AAGAAUUUGAAAUAAGAAAGAAAAAAAAAGUAAAGUAUAAAGAAACAUAUAGUUAAAAUGUGCGCUUCUUAUGCAAGAUAACAUCAGAAAAAACUAUAGUUUGUACAAAAUUAGUUUAGCAGCGUUGGAGGAAAUACAAGAUAGAGGUUGUCAAGUGAAGAAAGAAGACAUUUAUUGAGUGAUAAGGAUGCAUAUAUUGAAUACUUAGAAACCCAAUUAGAUAAAGUUUGCGAGCUUUCCUUAGUUGAGAAUCCGCAAAUUUAGAAAAGAGUGUAGGAACUUGAAUAGUCAAUAACUGACCACGAAGAGAAAUUUGCAAAUAUUACAAAACUUAUAAAAUUACUAUAAACUUUUGCUGAAAAUUAGGAAGAUGAAAAUAAGUUAAUUAAAGAGCACUUCAAUAAGCCUUUAAAUAGCUUUGGGAAAAAAAUAGAAAACUUUCAAAAUGAUUUGGUUAGCGAACUGAAGGAUUAAAUUAUAAAGAUUGAAGAAAAGGAUGGCCAGAGGGAGUCUUAGAUUUAUGAGACUUUAUCAGCAUUUUAGAAGAAUAUUAACGAUUUUGAAGUUAGAAUUGAAUAGUUUGCCAACUAGCUUUCAAAAGACAUGGCAACAGAUAUAAAAAUGUUAGCUACUCAAAUCCAAGGUGAAGCAAACAGCUAAAACACAGCAUCAAUUUAACCAGAUUAGCUUAGAAAUUUUCCAAUUGUAUCUGACAAUCAAGUCAAAUAGAAUUUAGAUAAAUUCAGAGAAGAAAUCAAUAAAAAAAUUGAAUUUGUUUUAAAGGAAAUGAGAAAGAAUGCUCUUUUAACUGAUGUUGAGUGUGUAGAAACUAAAUUAAAAAAAGAAUAAAAAGAAAGAACUUAUUUAUGCAAGUUUGUAGAAGACCUUACCAGAAAAAUAGACGAAUUACCUCAAUCCAUUACAACCCGUGCUAGCACUUCAAGAAAUGUCUCCCCUUCAGCAGUUUAAGAAUCAAAUUAAUUUAAAUUAGUUAAGUAAAUUGAAAGUGAUAUUGAGGAUUUAAAAGAAGUAGUAAAUGCUUUAGUCGAUAAGAUUGAAGAAUAAGAUAAGAAGAAAAAGUCUUCAUUUAUAACAAAAGACUAAUUUGAUAGCUUAGAGAAAAAUUUGACAUUACAAAUCUCAAGAUUUGUUGAUCGUUUUUAGAACUUUUAAGCAAACCCUUCAUAAAAUGUUGCUUAUGAUGAAUCUUUAAGGGAAUCUGAUAAUUAAAGAAGUAAUAAUAAUUUCUCAGCACGACAAUAAUACUCUACAUUAAAGAGUGAUUAAUAUUUAACUUAAUAAAUGAGAUCUCCUUAGUUUGAAUAGCAAGGAUGGUAGUAAUAAUAAAUGUUACAGCAAAAUUAGUAUUAAUUAAAUAACCAAAGUGCAGAAAUACACCCUGAAGACGACUCUUACAUGAUGCAAUAAAAAUAUUCUCCAAUAAUUUAAGACGACCAAGACCUAAGGGAUACUCUGAUUUCUAAAAAAGAUAAAAACACAUCAUUAAAUAACUAAUAGUCAGGUGGAGAUAAUAAUUUAGGAGAAAGCUUUGGGUUAAAUUAAAAUAGUCAUAUUUCUAACAAUCUUUCAGAUAAAUUAGAUUAAAAUAAAAAUAAAUCGAGAAAGAAAUCUAGUAAUUAAGAAGAGAUUCUUGAUUAAUAUCCAUAGAGAGAGAAGAGAGGAGUGGCAUCUUCUAGUUCUAAAUCAAUAACUAGAUAAUCAGAUAAAGAAAAUAAAUAAAAUUCUAAUUCAUAGAACAGAGGUAGAAAAGCUACCGACGAAUCAGUCACUACACUUAAAAAGAAUAAAAAAAGAGAAUUAAAAUCUGAGUCCAAAUCUAUGUCAAAAAGUCCUUCGAAUAUAGGAGAAGUUUCCAGCACUAAAAGCAUUAAUGCUUCAAGAAAAUUAUCCUAACAAAAUAUAUCUAUAGACAGAUAAUCUAAAUCUAACACAAGAGUAACAUUAACUGAACCUGAAGAAACUCGUAUUAAAUCGCCUCUAUCUAAUAUAUCAAAAAAUAAAAGUGGGUUUGAGUCAAAUCAAAAGUCCAAGAUAAAAAAUAAAUCUCCUUCUCCUAUAGGUAAUACUAAUAAAUUCGCUGAGAAGAAGAGACAAAAUGGAGAGAAAAUAAAAGAGUUAUUCAAAAAAAAGAAGUAGAUGGAUUAAAAUAGCUCUUCUCAUACUAAUUAAAAUCACUCAAUAUCUUAAAAAUCAGCCAAUAUUUCAGUAAAUGAAAAAAAAUAAGGAGAUAAAAAGAAGAAAUGA
This is a messenger RNA of Tetrahymena thermophila SB210, 2265 nucleotides long. RefSeq lists its product as hypothetical. The transcript is spliced from 10 exons. The record is from RefSeq and is a predicted model, not a curated record. NCBI's taxonomy places the organism in Eukaryota, Ciliophora, Oligohymenophorea, Hymenostomatida, Tetrahymenidae.